UUCAUGAUACUUAAAGUUGCAAUACAUUUUCUAAUACACUAUUUUUCAGUUUUUCGAACAGUGUGUACUAGUGGAAAAUGACCUUCUUAUUUCCAUUCCGACAUCCAUUAGUCUUUUUGUCAGUCCUUCUGACUGUCAGUUCAAGUGAUUAUGUUGAGGAAAAGCCUUGUUCCAGAUUUGAUUUUGAUCAUAAACUGCUUGAAAGCCUCGUGCGAUUGGAACAUUCGCAUACAUCCAUAAGAGAAGAAAUGGAAAAAUUGAAAAGCAGUACUUGGAAAAUCCCUCCGGGUGAAAAUCAAGCAUCAACUGGAGGUACUUAUGUGCGCUGGGGAAGAACCGUGUGUCCAGAAAAUGCAACGAUCACCUACAAAGGAUAUGCUGGCGGAUCAUUGUAUUCAGAUCCAGGGUCAGCCUCUAAUUACUUGUGUUUACCGGAAGAUCCACAAGCGAGUGAGAAAACUAAAGAUGACAAUACUCGUGGAAGUAUUGGAGCCCGUGUGUAUGGAGCAGAGUAUCAAAUGGACUUCUUUAGUGGUAAUAUACUUCAGGAUGACGUUCCAUGUGCAGUGUGUGAGUCUGAACGUUCAAAAAUAUUGAUGAUACCGGGAAGGACAACAUGUUAUGACGGCUGGAGUACUGAGUACAGCGGACUUCUUUCUGCGGGUCAUUUCAGUCAUGCGGCAGCUUCAGAGUUCGUUUGCCUUGAUGAAAAUCCGGAAGUACUUUCGGGAGGCGGUGCAAACGAAAAUGGGAAGCUGUUCUUCCUAGCAGAAGCGAGGUGCGGCUCCUUACCAUGUCCACCGUAUGUUGAUGGUAGAACAUUGACAUGUGUUGUCUGUUCUAAGUAGCCAUCAUUGUAUAAAAAAAUGUUAUAUUUAUGUUGAGAGUUAGAGCAAAAUUAUGCUUACUAAGUUUACGAAGAAGCUUGCAUACUAAAUAUGUACCAAUAUAAUAGGACUUUCAGAAGCAAUAAAAGCAUUUAGGUCAUCAUUAUGUCUUGAUCAUCAUGACUUAUGAUUUUAGAUUCAUUUUAUUAACCAAAUUCUAAAAAAUUUGCUAGUCUGUCUGCUUUGCCACGUAAUGAAAUUUUAUUUUCAUUAGAUAUUGUUUUAACAUGUCGCACUGAUUUUAUUCCUGUAGUUUAUCAAAUUUUAUGUGAUUGUUUGUUGAUAUCAGGUAUUUUGUAAGAACUUCAACAAGGUUAAUAAUAUGAAAUUUCUACUUUCUCUGUUUUAAUUGCUGGAAUGUUAAUAAAUGAGCCGUGCCAUGAGAAAACCAACAUAGUGGGUUUGCGACCAGCAUGGAUCCAGACCAGCCUGCGCAUCCGCGCAGUCUGGUCGGGAUCCAUGCUGUUCGCUUUUAAAGCCUAUUGGAACUGGAGAAACUGUUAGCGAACAGCAUGGAUCCUGGCCAGACUGCGCGGAUGCGCAGGCUGGUCUGGAUCCAUGCUGGUCGCAAACCCACUAUGUUGGUUUUCUCAUGGCACGGCUCAAAUGUGUCUGCAUACAUAAGAAGAUGAAUGCUUGUUUAACUUUUGUUGUUUUAAAGCGCGAGUUUAAGCUACUUCCAUUCCUUUGUUAUUCUACACCGACAUAUUAAUAAUUUCAUUUAUAUUUCUACAUUAUGUAUACAAUAAUUUUUAUAAGUGUGCAUCCACUAAUAAAAUGUCUGGCAAAGUGGUUUUUCCAUCCCAUCAAAAAUGUUGUGUAAAUAUUUUUGUAUAUAAACGGUUCACUUGU
This is a messenger RNA of Mercenaria mercenaria, 1739 nucleotides long. Its product is annotated as short-chain collagen C4-like. The record is from RefSeq and is a predicted model, not a curated record. Lineage: Eukaryota; Metazoa; Mollusca; Bivalvia; Venerida; Veneridae. The transcript has 3 exons. Bases 78 to 848 code for a protein of 256 amino acids.